Prorocentrum cordatum is the source of this 2322-nucleotide messenger RNA. NCBI's taxonomy places the organism in Eukaryota, Dinophyceae, Prorocentrales, Prorocentraceae. The record is from the annotation of a GenBank genome assembly.
CUUCUCUUGGUUCCCCUGCUCGUCCUCUCCAUCCAUCCUCGGACGCUACCAAGAGGCUCUGAUGCAGCCGCCUGUCCACCCCCCCAUCCCCCUCCUCCAAUUCGCCUCGCGUGUUCCAUUUCAGCUCAGCUGCGCUGCAACAACGUCCUCGCUGAAGGUCCCGACGCGCGCCCGCCUCCUUCCCAAGCAUGACGGCGGCGGUGAGGCUCGUGCGGGCUGCCGUGGCCGCCGCGGCGGCCGCCACUGUUGCUGGCGCCCCCGUGGAAGACGCGGCCUUGGUGGCCCAGUUCGAGGAGUACCUGAGAGAGCACGGCAAGAGGUACGCUGGGGCGGAGUGGCACGAGCGCCUGUCGAACUUCCGCGAGAGCUUGAGGGUCAUCGGGGAGCACGCCGCCAGGCCCAGCUCGCACCGGCUGCACCUCAACCACCUGGCCGACCUGAGCCCCGCCGAGUUCGCGCGGCAGCAGCUGGGCCUGCGCCCCGGCGCGCGGCGGGGCCGCGCGGCGGGGCGGCCGCGGGGCGGCCCGGGCGCCCCCGCGGCGGGGGCCUCGCCCGCCCGCCUGGGCAGCAGCGGCGCCGCGCCCGCGGCCUCCCUGGACUGGCGGUCGAGGGGCAAGGUGAACCCCCCUCGGCAGCAGGGCGGGUGCGGCGCGUGCUGGACUUUCGCGUCCGCCAGCGCAUUGGCCAGCGCGUGGGGAAUAGCCUCUGAGCAGAUGGUGAACGUCAGCGAGCAGCAGCUGCUGGACUGCGCCGGGGAGGAGUUUGGCAACACCGGGUGCGACGGCGGCGAAUUCGACGGGACCUACGAGUACGCCAGUCUGUCGCCGCUCUGCACCGCAGAGAGUUACCCGUACCGCUCCCGGAAGUUCGAGUGCGGUUCCCGUGCCUGCGAGGUGGGCAUCCCCAAGGGAGCCGUGCUGGGGCACAUGGACGUUGAAAGUGGCUCCGAGGCGGCGUUGAUGGACGCGGUCGCCAAGCAGCCAGUGACCGUCGGAAUCCAGGUCCAGGCUUCCGGGGGGCUGAAGCUCUACCAAAGCGGUAUCUUCUCUGGGGACUGCACAUCGGCGGUCAACCACGCAGUGGUGGUGGUGGGCUGGGGCAGCGAGGAUGGUAAAGACUACUGGCUCAUCCAGAACUCUUGGGGCCUCAGCUGGGGCGAGGGCGGCUACUUCCGGCUGGCCCGCGGGCCCGGCCAAGACGGAUCAGGCGAGUGUGGCAUUUUGGUCAUGCCCAGCUACCCCGUGGUGUCAUUGCCAGGGGCGACCACCACGGCCGUCGAGACAUGGGACACGACGUCCGAACCGGCUCUCGCCGACACCACGGCCGGCGAGGCAUGGGACACGACGUCCGGACCGGCGCUCGCCGACACCACAGCCGACGUGUUAUGGGACACGACGUCCGAGCCAGCGCUCGCCGACACGACCCAGGGCUUCCUGAUCUGACCGCGCACGGUGGGCUCCGCUCCCUGCGCAGACAGGAAAGGUCCUUCCCGGUCUGAUCGUCUGCGUCGCCCCGAGCCCGCGUCAAAGCACACCGGGCGAAGGAACGGCGCGCGGCGGCAGGAAUGCGAUCGGCACCUAAGUUGGAGGGGUGCUGGAUCUGUCGGCCCAGGAGGCGCCGUUGCACGAUUUGCGCCUCCGUCCUGAAUUCACCCCGUCUCCUCGUAUCAGGCCACAGUACAGGAAAAUGAGUGGCAAUUUUGCGCUACGUGCUAGGACGUUUACAGUGGCCAUGUCGCUUGCACUUGGCCUUGGCAUUUGAUGCUGUAGGCAUCAAAGCCUCGUGUAGUACCUGCGGGUGGUUGCGUCACGCUGGCGAAGGUCCAGGAGCGUGAGCAAGUGCGCGCGCAUUGAAAACAGAACGGCUGUGACUCAGUGUUUGCAAUCAGACGUGCUGCGCACGGGCUCGGUGCAUCCGCUGCUGGUCGACGACCAGCCUGGGACCAGGUCUGCGAGCCCUCCCUGCCUCCGGAAGGGGCCAAGAGGGAGGCCGGGAGCGGGCGGCUCCGAGCGCAGAGGAGGAGGAGGACGCUACCCGACGACAGGGGUGAGAGAACAGGCUCGCGCCAGAGCCGUGGCUGGGAGCUCAGCUUGGAGGCACGUCCAGCCUCUGCCACUUGGGCGCAACCGCGGUCGGACAGCAGAGAUCGGAGAAUCUCCCAGUGGCAGACAUUCACCGGUUGGCCAGUGAUGGCCAGGGACACGUGAUCGCGCCAGGUUCGGGUACUGAGUCGCGUUAUCAAGAGGUGUGCCAUCUCAAUCAUGUCAUGAACGGUAAUCCGAUCGGAUCGUGCGGAUUCGUCUUGCUCUUCCAGGGUUGGCG